Messenger RNA from Pterocles gutturalis (yellow-throated sandgrouse), 1809 nucleotides. RefSeq names its product protein phosphatase 1 regulatory inhibitor subunit 16B-like. NCBI's taxonomy places the organism in Eukaryota, Metazoa, Chordata, Aves, Pterocliformes, Pteroclidae. Gene Ontology annotation, biological process: regulation of sprouting angiogenesis; establishment of endothelial barrier. The transcript has 5 exons. Gene Ontology annotation, molecular function: phosphatase regulator activity; protein binding; enzyme inhibitor activity. Gene Ontology annotation, cellular component: cytoplasm. The record is from RefSeq and is a predicted model, not a curated record. The annotation marks the transcript as partial.
CUGCAUAUAGCUGCAGCCAAUGGGUAUCUGCAUGCAGCUGAAGUCCUCCUUGACCAGGGGGCAAGCCUGGACGUUAAGGACUGGGAUGGCUGGGAACCUCUUCAUGCUGCUGCUUUCUGGGGACAGAUGCAGAUGGCUGAGUUGCUUGUGUCCCAUGGGGCUAGUUUGAGUGCCAGGACAUCUUUAGAUGAGAUGCCAAUAGAUCUGUGUGAAGAGGAGGAAUUCAAAGUGUUACUUCUGGAGUUGAAACACAAACACGAUGUGAUCAUGAAGUCUCAGAUGAGGCAUAAAUCCUCCCUGAGUCGAAGGACCUCCAGCACUGGCAGCCGGGGGAAGGUGGUAAGGAGGGCCAGCCUGUCGGACCGGACAAACCUUUACAGGAAGGAGUGUGAGAAAGAGGCCAUGGUCUGGCAGCAACUGGGGGCAACAGAAGAAGGAAGAAACUCGGGUCUCAUUGGAGAAAUUGGGGAGACUCGGCCUGACCAGGAGAACACGGACCCCAAUUCAUUGCUGGAAAACUCCUCCCUCCUUCCGGAGCUAGCAAACAAAAGCACGCAGUGUGACUCUGAAAUCCCCCUCCAGAAUGGACUCAUGGCAUCUGCCAGCACGUACCAGUACACCUUUUCCAACGGGGACAUUUGGAGUAUGCACACUGACCCCGACAGUAACCCCAGCCACAUGCUGCCCUACGGCAGCCCCGGGCUCCCCGACACGCAGCAGUUCUGGGGUGCCUACAAGGAGCACAACCACCAAACACUCUCCGAACUGAAGCGGCAGCGGGCUGCAGCCAAACUCCUCAACCACCCUUUCCUCAGCACCCACUUCAGCAGCGGCAUGGGAGGAGUUGCCGAGAAUGGGGGUGAGGCCAAGUCACACCUCAUCGGAUCCAGGACUUCUCCCUACAGCUCCAACGGGACCUCGGUGUAUUACACAGUGUCCAGUGGUGACCCACCCCUCUUGAAAUUCAAAGCUCCCAUGGAGGAAAUGGAAGAGAAGGUGCAUGGGUGCUGCAGAAUUUCCUAGUCUCAUCUGUUUCUCACCCCAGAGGAAACAAGAUGUGGGUGGGUUGUUUGGAUCUGUCACAGCGGCCAGGUUGUUUGCAUUCCAAAGGGAAAAUUUGGUUAUGGACAUCCUGGCUGUAGCGGCCUCAUUCACCUGGAAUCGUACUUUACCCUGCCAAUUACUUCCAUUGCCGCUGAAUGAGAAAUGCAGGUGGGAGCAAGGCUCUGAGGAGAGGAAGGGAUGCGCAUCUAUCUGGUGUAAAAAAGAGUCGCCCUGGUCUUGCUCCCUGAGGAAGAAGGUAUGGUGUGCUGGCUCCCUGUCCUUGGGAAGUCAUGGGAUGCCUUGGAACAAGGAAAGGAUCUGAAUUAAAAUCUGCAUCUGAGCCUCUUGCUGUAAGUCACCAAGCUUCUGGAAGGUGACAGUUCAGACCUGAAUUUUCACUUUUGGGUGAUGAAUAUAUCGUGGAAGGGAGAUCAACCCCCACGUGGGGUUUGCAAGAGUGGACAGAGCUGUUUGCUGUACAGCUGGAUCCAGCACUUACAGGGCCUGAGCACCGGGCAAGCAGAGGUGCUGCGCUUGCUUUGGGAAGUUUGCAAGGUGCUGUCUCCUUGCGGUGACAGCUCACCAACACAAACUGUGCGCUGGCUGGGUCCUGUUCUGCUCAUGUAAACUCCUCGCUGCAGACUGCCAUCAGGUUUGAAGCAGAACUUUUCCUGGAACAGGCUUCACUCAAUAGGCUUUAAAACUGGUGUUGCAAUAAGGGGCCCUGGCAAUAGAUAUUACUGCAAUAAAAUACUGACAAAGGUC